Messenger RNA from Galendromus occidentalis (western predatory mite), 726 nucleotides. RefSeq lists its product as uncharacterized. NCBI's taxonomy places the organism in Eukaryota, Metazoa, Arthropoda, Arachnida, Mesostigmata, Phytoseiidae. The transcript has a single exon. The record is from RefSeq and is a predicted model, not a curated record. Bases 1 to 726 code for a protein of 241 amino acids.
AUGCGACUCGGCAAGUGGAAGUCGAGCUCCUCAGCAGUGUUGGAUCAUCUGAAAAAUGCACAUUCGUCAUCGGCAUCUUCAGCCCUCGUCGAGACUGGGUUGCUCAAGGUGCUGGGUAUCGCCUGGGAUCCUGCCGAGGAUAGCUUCCAAUUUCGCAUGCGGGGGGCUAUCGAGACCACCACGAAAUCGGAGCCAAUCACAAAACGUAAAGUGUUGCGGGCUGUAGCAUCCAUAUUCGAUCCGGUCGGAUGGCUUAUCCCUUUCACCCUCCGCGGGAAAUUCUUCAUCCAACGAUUGUGGACGGAGUCCUCCGGCUGGGACGAAUUCAUCACCCUGCACCAAGAAUUCAUCGAAUGGAUCGAGGAGAUCACGAGGCUGGCCGCGCUUCGGAUUCCCCGCUUGUAUGGAAAACCCGGGCGAGGAGUCGAUGGUUACGAGUUGCACGUUUUCGGGGACGCUAGCGAACGAGCUUACGCGGCCGUCGCUUAUCUUCAGGCCAAGUAUGAGGACGGGAGCAGUGUUUCUCCGCUCGUCAUGGCAAAGUCCCGCAUCGCACCGAAAGAGAAAAUGAGCCUCCCACGUUUGGAGCUUUCGGCGGCCCUGGUGGCUGCUCGCCUGAGACACUCGAUUAUAGAAAAGCUGGGUGUCAAGGUUGACCGGGUGGUCUACCUCACUGACUCGGCCGUGACAUUCCAUUGGUGCACGGCGAAGGACCCUUCGAGAUAG